GGCAACACUCCUAUGAGCACCGCCCACUAUUAAACCAAGGGACAGGGGUGUGCUAACGUAUGUCAGUUAACGUUUGCGCGAAAACGCUGUACGACUAGUUAAUUUUAUUUAUUUAUUUGAGUAGCUAGCCGAUAACCUAGCUAGUAACGUAGUGUGUGGUCCCAAGGAGAUGUGUUCAUAAAGCAGGUCCAUUGUAGUUGUGUCCGCAGUAACGCUAACAUAAGAUAGCGAAACACGUUCGCCCCUGUUGUUGUGGCCUGCUAUCCUACACGAUAGCCUGACUUCAGCUAACUAACAGUUAAACUAGUGGUAGCCUCGGUUUGAUCCUGGAGCUCUGCUCGCGUCACAUCUCUGAAGCGACGAGGGGAAGUAACGACACUUUCGAGAUAAUUCACAAGGCCGAGUCUUCGCUAAACGUUGUGGUAUUGUCCAGGGAUCAGCAAGUGGUUCCCCAGCUAUGAGAGCCUCUCCUCACUGACUGACAUCUCACAAAAACAAAUGGAGCUGUACUGGUACAUAGUUGUAAUUCUAUUCAUCAUUAUCAAGAUAUUUUUCUAUGUGUGCUGGUACCGAUCAAGACAAAGGCAACUGGCAGCAUACUUGAGUAACCCACGCAAUGCUCAGAUAGUCAUUGUAGGAGGAAGAGCCUACCUUCAUCAGAUGUGUGAGAGACAGAGUCAAACCUCUGUCUGGCCUAGUUGGUAUGGUGUUCAGGAGGACCUGUCUGUAGAAGAGCCCUCCACAAACCUGCCACCAGCUGCAUCCUCCUCCCACUUGGACAUGCCACCACCAUAUGAGGCAGUCUCUGGAGAGGAUGACCUGAAGCCCCCUCCUUACAGCGAGUGUGCUCAUGGCGAUGAGGCCGACGCCUCCCGUCCCUCCUAUCAAGCUCCUGUCAUUUCUGAUGCAGACACCAUUAGUGUAAACGAAGCCCCACCCCCCUACACACUGUCCCCCCCCACACAAGUCUGUCAACAAGACGUCCCUGUAAGCCACGGUGAGUCCCAGUCAGAGAGCCGGCCCACCUAAUCGAUCCCUGAUGCCAGUUUGCCUUUUCCAUGCACUGCCUUCCUACAUUCAACCUCAGUGAUCGUCGCCAGCCUAACUCUCCUCACAUGAGAGCAGAUGUUUAUUUGGAUGUGUGAAUGAAAUGUGUGAGUGCGUGCGUGUUUGGUGGUUCAUAGAUCAAGUUGUUUUUUUCUACUUUGUAUUGUGUAUAAAAAAGAAAAAAGGAUCUGAUGAGUUUGGCAAUAACAAAUGCCAUCAGCAAGCCUGUGUGCCUCAGUCAGGAGUACAGAACCUGCCUCCCAGCAGGGAUGAAGAUGGUACCCGUGACCUCUAAGCUCAUAGGGGAUCCGUGAGGAACCGAUAAGCAGAGAAACGGAUACCUUCAAGUGUGUUCUGUUUUAUAAAGUUGUUCCCUCCCGUCCAAGGCCACUUCCUUUCACAUAUCUAACCACUUGACUCAUUCUGCAAGCAUGAGGGGGAAAUGAGUUGUGUUCGGUUCCUGCGCCAUCAUAGUUGAGACGUGAUUUGACCUUUGUGUGUCUCUGUAGACGUUCUGAGCCCGGUAACUUAAUAAUAGCAUUAUAGACAUUCCAAAAUGUAGACCGUCUAAUUAGAUUUCCGUGCACCUUGCUGCAAAGUCAUGCAUAUUAAGUAUAUUGUAAGUGUUUCAACUUCAGCAAACUGUUAUAACUUUCAAUGCUUCAUUUAUACUGCACGCCUAUUAUUUCAAUACAAAGUUUGUUGACGUAGAACUGUUUCAUAAUGAAUCCACUAAUUGUCUUAAAUAAUGACCUCAUUAGCAUAACUGGUUAUGCUUAAUAUGUUAUGGUGAUUAUUAUGGGACAUUUGGCAGUUCAAGUGCCUAUUACAUCUGACUGGAAGUGAGCGAGGACGAGCGAGUGAAAUCGAUGACCACUUUAAGGAGGUGGACAAGAGCUUGUUCUCUGUGGCUUCUGUCUGUUGCUGCUUUACAUUAGCACCUGGAUGCCAGAUAAUCAAGAAUCUGCGCAAACAAAAUCACCAUGAAUGUUGUUAUUUCUGUGGUUUUUUGUUUUUUUUUAAAGUUGUGGACUUUGGAAAACAUUUCUUCAGAAAUCAUCAGAGAAAAAAUGUGUCGUGCUUUUUUUUUUUUUUCGAAAGCGCAUGAAAAAACUUUUUCUGUCGUCCUAAGUCCAGCUGUAAGAUAAUCAGAUCAGUUAUGAAUCGUAAUGUUGAGCUUCAGGCUUGAAUUAAGAAGAAAAUAUCAUCAAAUGAAAAUGGAAAACAAUCCUUUGAAAACGAAUACACUCAAGGCUAUAAACUCAGGCUCAAAACCGCUUUGGAGCCGAAGGCUAAAACCUCUUCAACAAAACUCAGUUAUUACUUUUUCUUUUCAUAAUUGUUGCAAAAUAUAGACUAACCAAAAACUUUUUUUUUUACUAGCGCAGUCUAUUUCUUGUAAUCUCCAUGUUAAUCUACCACAGGCUGGUAGAGGUCAGCCUACUUUGUGUAUUUCCUGUGUUUAUAUUCUCUGGUAUGUAGUAUUGCUUUGGGAGAAGUUGUUACUGGGCUUUUUGUAUGCAUUUCAAAAAAUCCGUUAACACUAUAAGACGAUGCAUCCAAAUGAUCGACUUCCUAUGUUUGUUUCAGCAACAAUGUAAUAUACACUUUCUGAACAUUAGAAAACCUGCAAGAAAGAAGAAAGAAAAUCAAUAUGAACGCUGUAUUAAUGUAUUUGGGGCCUUUGGGAUAGUAUAAGGGGAUUUUCAUGUAGGAUCAGGAGUUGAUAUGAAACAUGGUUUUAAUGAUGAUCCUUCAUAUUGUGAUGACAAAUCGUGGAGCAUCGAUCACUGAUGCCUUCCCUGUGGUUGUAUAAUCCGUCUGAAACAGUGCAUCUGCACAGUACAAAUCUGAAUGUAGCUUUGACCUUCCAAUGCAGCAGCAUGAUGACCACGAUCAACUAGCUGUAAUGUAUGUCCUGUUUGGUUAAUUCAUGUUCAUUUCUGUGGUGGUUGACCUAUCAGAUCUCUACACUUAGAAGCUUUGUGUUUUGACCCGGGUUGGUAUCUGAUUUCUGUAUUAAACUGUUGUUCAUAA
Molecule: messenger RNA, 3084 nt
Organism: Cyclopterus lumpus (lumpfish)
Lineage: Eukaryota; Metazoa; Chordata; Actinopteri; Perciformes; Cyclopteridae
Exons: 5
Coding region: 499-1029 (176 amino acids)
Source: RefSeq, a predicted model, not a curated record